This is a messenger RNA of Neoarthrinium moseri, 2787 nucleotides long. RefSeq lists its product as uncharacterized. Gene Ontology annotation, biological process: mitotic cell cycle; cytoplasmic microtubule organization; microtubule nucleation. The record is from RefSeq and is a predicted model, not a curated record. Gene Ontology annotation, cellular component: spindle pole; gamma-tubulin small complex; equatorial microtubule organizing center. Bases 1 to 2787 code for a protein of 928 amino acids. Lineage: Eukaryota; Fungi; Ascomycota; Sordariomycetes; Amphisphaeriales; Apiosporaceae. The transcript is spliced from 2 exons. Gene Ontology annotation, molecular function: gamma-tubulin binding; microtubule minus-end binding.
AUGGCCGCCCCUUCAUCCCAAGAUAAAGAGCGGCGCAUCAACCUGAGCAUCAACCGCCUGGUCUCCCACCUUGCCCCUCCACCCGACGCCCUGCCCGACGACGAGGCCCAAGCCCACCAGUUCUCGCUCUUCAGCCAGGCCAAGGCCGACCUUCUCGCCUCCCCAUCGUCCCUCGAUGCCUCCGAUAUCAACAAUGCCGCCGAUGCCAUCAAGCGCAAGCUGCUCGCCAAGGACCCGGCCCAGGCCCUGCGCUUCUCCAACCUCUACUCGCGCCUUCUAUCCUUGCCCGUUCUCAACCGGAAGUGGGCCAUGCUCUUCUUUCUAAACGAGCUCUCAGACCUGCGGAAUCCAGAAGACGACAGCGACCCCUCGCCAGCAUACCCAGACUACGCGCCGGACGAGCGGCCGGCAAGGCAGGACCGGAGACGCCAACUCCAUGGAGAGGACAGAGGGUCGACGCCAGGGUCGACAAGGAGUGCUCAAGAGCCCGCGAGACAAGCACAUCCACAAAAUGACAUAAUACCAGAUGGACUAAGAAGGGGGGUGCCGCGAGGUAGAGGAUUAAGGGAGGAAGAAGCCCCAGAGGAACAAGACCAAGACUCCGACCACCCGCCAUCAGCGCCCUCGAGGCCCUUGUCAUCAGUCGGCGACCACAGACGGCGAGCUACGGCUGAGAGGGUGCCCGUAAGCCCGUCUAAGCCGCGGGAUGUCUCCAUCAAAUCCAAACAAUUAUCCGACAACUUCUCCAGUAUCGACCCAUCUGAGCCUGCCUUAUUACGAGACCUACCAUACACAUUACAGGGACUCUCUUCUGCGAGCCUGCCAUUUGGCAAGGAAUACACUCUGAGGCUUCCACAGAGCCUCCCGACCCCUAUAGUUUCAAUCCUUAACACCCUGGCGGAGCCGUCACUGCUCUACCGCACCCUCGAGGACUUUGUCAAGACUCCGGCCAAGAGCUUACUGGAUCAAAGCCUGCGUGCUGCCAUUAGCAAUGAGCUCCGCGCAUACCUCACACUCGUCGCGACCCUGGAGGGCCAGAUCCGGAUGGCCCUUGCCACCAUCAACGACAACGCCCCUCGAAGUGGGAUCGGCAAGGCUGGCGUCACCCUGAAGCGCUGCGUUGUCUGGACGAGAGAGGCAACAAUGGGUCUCAGACUCAUGAGCCUGAUAGCAGAAGAGUCCAAAAACAAAAAAGGUGGCCAGCUUAUCUCCUUAAUCCACUCCUUCUCGUCCAUGCACGGCGACCCCAUCGUGGGCGCCUUUGCCGAGAGACUCCUGACUCCUGUCACUCGCCCGUUCUACGACAUAUUGCGUCAUUGGAUAUAUGACGGUGAGCUAUCAGACCCAUACCAGGAGUUCUUCGUGCGGGAGCAGACGCCGGAGCAGAUGCCCAAGGGCAAGUCGGGAUCGACCAACGUCUGGGAGGACAAGUACCUCGUCGUACAGGACAUGAUCCCGUCCAUCAUCACGGCCGACUUCGCCGAGAAGGUCUUCCUGAUCGGCAAGUCCCUCAACUUCAUCCGCCACUCGUGCGGCGACGCCCACUGGGUCGAGUCGUACUCCAAGGAGUCCUCCAAGGAGCUGCGCUACGGCGACACGGCGACCCUGGAGGCCUGGAUCGACGAGGCCUACAAGACGACCAUGCGCCGCCUGCUGCACCUCAUGACAGACAAGUUCCACCUCUUCGACCACCUGCGCGCGCUCAAGUCGUACAUCCUGCUGGGCCAGGGCGACUUCAUCGCGCUGCUCAUGGAGUCGCUCGCCGCCAACCUCGACCGCCCCGCCGGCGCCCAGUACCGACACACGCUGACGGCGCAGCUGGAGCACGCGAUCCGCGGGUCCAACGCCCAGUACGACAGCCCCGAGGUGCUGCGCCGGCUGGACGCGCGCAUGCUGCAGCUUAGUCACGGCGACAUCGGCUGGGACUGCUUCACGCUCGAGUACAAGAUCGACGCGCCGUGCGACGUCGUCGUCUCGGACUGGGGCGCGCGCCAGUACCUCAAGGUCUUCAACUUCCUGUGGCGCGUCAAGCGCGUCGAGUUCGCCCUGUCGUCGGCCUGGCGCAAGGCGACGACGGGCUCGCGCGGCGUGCUGCAGACGCCCCGCCCCCAGGUCGCCGAGGCCUGGCGCACCACGCGCGGCGUCCUGGCCGAGAUGGUCCACUUCGUCGGCCAGCUGCAGUACUACAUCCUGUUCGAGGUCAUCGAGUCGUCGUGGACCGAGCUGCAGGCCAAGCUGCGCGCCCCCGACGCCACCCUCGACGACGUCAUCCGCGCCCACGCCGCCUACCUCAACGCCAUCACCCACAAGGGCCUGCUGGGCGUGCGCCGCCGCCGCUUCGCCGGCGCCGACCGCGACGAGGACGAGAACAGCUACAUGGUCCAGCUGGCCGACCUGCUGCGCAGCAUGCUGGCCUACCGCGACUGCGUCGACGGCCUGUACUCGUGGUCCGUGUCCGACUUCACGCGGCGCCAGGAGCUCGACUUCCAGGCCACGUCGCGCAGCCGGGCCGGGCCGCCGCGCCCGGAGGAGGACGAGGACGAGGACCGGCAGCAGCCGCCGGGCGGGCCCGAGUCCGAGUUCCCCGUGCUCCGCGAGCGUCUGCGCCACCUGGGCGACCGCUUCCGCAACAAGCUGCAGGUGCUGCUCGGCGACCUGGCCUACCAGGCCGACGUGGACCUGCGGUUCCUGGGCGUGGCCAUGAACUUCAACGACGUGUACCAGCCCAUCCGCAAGAAGCCCAAGGGGACGCCGGCAGCGAGCACGACGAGCGGCGGCGGGAAGUGA